AAGACCUGGCUUGUCCUGACAUGAAGUAGCUGGCGGAUCGUUCUUCGCCUCGUUCUUCUCCAUGUGUAAAAAACAAUCUUUGCCCAACUGAGAUCUAUAUAAUGGACUUGCAGCACUCGAGGUGGUCAGCGGUAGCACCGACUGCACAGGCCACUGGCCAAGGGUCAUCUGUGCUCAGUGGCUGUCCUCAGCACUCUCCUCAGGAAGCAACCACGCUCAGUAAUUAUGCCUCGGGACCUGAGGCCUUUAACUCUCAGUUCGUGAACCUGGACAAAUUGAGAUCUGCUUUCAAGACUGAAGAAUUCCUGAACUGGCAUGCCCUCUUUGAGUCAAUCAAAAGGAAGCUUCCUUUCCUCAACUGGGAUGUCAUUCCUAAGCCAAAAGGAUGGAGGAGUGCAGCUCCUGAUGCCUAGUGACGUGACCUUCAGCUCCCAGCGCUGCUGACACCCACUGGAGGAGCAGGCGAGCGUGGGACCUGACCACCAGCCCACACUCCUGCUUUCCGGGAUCGUAACUCCAAUAAAAUGGUUUCCAU
Molecule: messenger RNA, 535 nt
Organism: Talpa occidentalis (Iberian mole)
Lineage: Eukaryota; Metazoa; Chordata; Mammalia; Eulipotyphla; Talpidae
Gene: KRTDAP
Product: keratinocyte differentiation associated protein
Exons: 7
Coding region: 102-413 (103 amino acids)
Cellular component (GO): extracellular region
Source: RefSeq, a predicted model, not a curated record